Molecule: messenger RNA, 822 nt
Organism: Amphimedon queenslandica
Lineage: Eukaryota; Metazoa; Porifera; Demospongiae; Haplosclerida; Niphatidae
Product: radial spoke head 1 homolog
Exons: 6
Coding region: 43-744 (233 amino acids)
Biological process (GO): axoneme assembly; spermatid development
Cellular component (GO): nucleus; motile cilium
Source: RefSeq, a predicted model, not a curated record
UGUGGGCGGGGUCUGUCGCUAUAGCAACAACCUUUGAAAAACAUGUCUGACAUUGGGUCUGAAGAUGGAGAGGACCAGGGGCCUAAUCUGGGAACUUAUGAAGGAGAGAGAAAUGACGCAGGAGAGAGACACGGGCAAGGAGAAGCUGUCCUUCCUAAUGGAGACUCUUACAAGGGACAGUAUGCCAAUGGAAAGAGAAAUGGCUAUGGUGUGUACAAAUUUAAAUCGGGUGCUCGUUACAUGGGUAAUUAUGAUGAUAACCAGAAAUCUGGUGAAGGAACGUUUUAUUAUCCUGACGGCUCAAAAUACGAAGGUAGAAAAGGAAUAAAUAAUCAUCUAUUGUUAUUUCUAUUAGGCCAGUGGGUAAAUGAUGUGCAUCAUGGGGCAGGCAAGUAUACUUAUGCUAAUGGAGACACAUAUGAAGGAAAUUGGGAGAAUGACCUGAGAAAUGGACUAGGAACUUACACUUAUAAUCAAACUGGAGUCCAAUAUGUUGGUGAAUGGGUCAAUGGUAGAAGAGAGGGUAAUGGAGAGUUGCUGUUCAAAGGGUAUAAAUUUAAAGGAACUUUCUUAACUGAUCAACCACAUGGAGCUGGUAAGUAUAUGUUUGACAUUGGAGUGCAGCAGCUUGGAGAUUAUGUACUGGAGAAACCUGUAAAGGAAGGAGAAGAAGAGGAGGAAGAGGAAGAAGAUAUACAGAAACUUAAUCCAAGAUGGCAGGGAGGGCAGAUAACUCAUGCUUAGUGCAUCACAUAACACUAAUAUUAUUGAUAGAGAGACACAAAUCUUGUUUUAACACAACAAUGUAAACUAUCAAUUAAA